AUGAAGCCUGAGUCUCCAUCUCUUGGGUCUUUGCCCGUUGAAAUCCUGUGCUCUAUCUUCCGUCUCUUGGACCCAAUUGGCCUCAUGUCCAUCAGCCAAAGUAACUCCAAAUUCCGCACAGUGGUGCAGCCACAAAAAAACCAUCUACUGGAGAGGCUGCUUGAACUUGAAUGCCGAGAAGAAGUCGGGGGAGUCACCCCCAUCUUCCGAUCAAAAGACAAUCACCUCGACCCUGUUUUCUCGUCAAAAGAGUGGCGUACUAUGCGCUGGGCCUGUAGUUUAUGUCUCCAGAUGCUUCCAAACACAGCCUUCAACAAUCACUCUAUCCUACGACUGCAGUACCGCAAGCCAUUACCAGGAUCUCCGGCAGCAAGUUCUUACACGAGCUGGGAGCCAACAAGAAAUUGGAAACUCCGCAAGCCGUACCGUCUGUAUAAACAACAAUCCGACUCUAGGGAUGAGGAUCGGAAAAUACGGCGUCGAUACGAUCUCGCAUCCAAGUGCAACACAUUGAGAUCGAACAAUCGCGAUAGAGGUGCAAGAUUAGCCAGUUUUCAGGACAGCGGAAUUAUCACCUUCCAGGGCUUUACUCUGGAUGAAUACUGCUGUAUCACACAAGAGGAAGAGCAGGUCCUGCUGGACCACGAAGCACGCCUCAUUGAGAGAGAGCGUUGUGGCUUCAAGCGACACUUGCGCAAGUGCAAUGAAUGUCGUUCCCGGCGUGUCGUUGUAUGCUAUUUGAUACUGCCUUGGACCGAUAUUUCCCAGGUGUUCUACCAUAAUGAGAGCUGUGAGGUCGACGGCCAAUGCUCCAAUUCUAGAAUGAUUUCGCGAAGAUGGUUUUGA
This is a messenger RNA of Penicillium coprophilum, 846 nucleotides long. Its product is annotated as F-box protein. Gene Ontology annotation, molecular function: protein binding. The transcript is spliced from 2 exons. The coding region runs from base 1 to 846 and encodes 281 amino acids. The record is from RefSeq and is a predicted model, not a curated record. NCBI's taxonomy places the organism in Eukaryota, Fungi, Ascomycota, Eurotiomycetes, Eurotiales, Aspergillaceae.